Molecule: messenger RNA, 8211 nt
Organism: Fomitopsis serialis
Lineage: Eukaryota; Fungi; Basidiomycota; Agaricomycetes; Polyporales; Fomitopsidaceae
Exons: 14
Coding region: 1-8211 (2736 amino acids)
Biological process (GO): double-strand break repair via homologous recombination
Cellular component (GO): nucleus; chromosome; RecQ family helicase-topoisomerase III complex
Molecular function (GO): four-way junction helicase activity; ATP binding; 3'-5' DNA helicase activity
Source: RefSeq, a predicted model, not a curated record
AUGGCUAAACGGCAUCUCUACUGCAAGUCUUGCCAGGGCCUCGUCUGGGCUACAAGCGUGGACGCGCACCGCCGUGCGGUUCAUCAGUCCGCUGCAAACUGCGUGUACCCCGAUGGCGCCCGCGCGCUCAUUCCUCGUAACGCCGAGACCCAGAAGUGGCACUGUGAAAGGUGCAAUUUCUUUACCGUGAAGUCCCGGGACAUCUCCACCCAUACAUCAGGUUGUCACGCCCUUGCCACUGCACCAGAACUCGAUGAAGACGAUGCGGGGCGUCCGUCCGACUUCGAUCCUCAAGAGGAUGGCUUUGGACCACUUCUGAGCCAGCCGCCGCCCUUCCCGACGCGUUCGAAACGUUGCCUGCCUACCCUGCCGUCCACACUCCCCCCUCCCGUCAGCUCCACCCCCCACAGCGAGAACAAUCGUCGCUCCCAUAGCAGCCCAGGUCCUAGUUUUGCAGAACGUGCACCAGCGGGCGAGGUUCCAUCGUUUCUCCGAUCCGCCUUCGCCACCCGUCCGUCCCACGACCCGCUCCCUCGCUCGAACCCGCAACAGCCUGAGUCUCACCUUCCGGCCUCGUCUCCGCCUUCUCCUUCGCAUUUCAAUGACAUGCUCCGUUCGUCUUCUCCUUCCUUCCCUGAGCCCCAAGAUGCUCGCCUGUCUCAGGAAGUUCCCGUGGCUUCCUCUCGCGCGUCCUCGCCGUUUUCUGCUCCCAUCGACCUGUCUGAUCCGCCGAACCACGAAGAUGCUGACGCCGCCUUGGAACCUCAGGAGGACCCCCACCCUUCUAUGCAAUCCAGCAUCGCUCCUGGACCGGAGACAGUUGUCACCGCUGACUUUCAACGCUGGGGCAUAGUGGUCAAUACCACUCACCGCGUUGUUAUAUGCGUUGGUUGCAAGUGCUGUGUCGCGCCCGUUCACCUUACCACCCAUCUGCGAAGUCAUGGUCAUGUCACCGUGAAGGAUGCCGCCGUGACAACUGCCCUGUCUCCGUAUGACUUGGUGCAGACUCGCGAGUCUUUUGUCCCCGCCUUAUCAGCUAAUGCUUUUCCGUCUGCCGUUUUUGGCCUCAACAUCGUCGAUUCCUACUUCUGCUCGCGCUGCCACCGCGGAUACGGCUCCGAGUAUUCGCUGACCAAGAACCACUUCUCGAAGACUAGUUGUAAUCCUGCCCGCUCGUACUAUCGUUGCCCAGGCCAGACAUUCUUCACCAACAAUCGUCGACGUGUCUUUCCUGUUACUCUUCCGUCCUUGCCGUCCCAACCCGACUCAGCCACGCCUUUUGAUCUCUACCUCCGAGCCGUCAUUCCCCCUGACCCGUCUGCCGAGCCCAUCGCUGCGCCUGCCAACGAGCGUUCGCUUAGCCGAUUCAUAGCGAAGGAGAAGUGGUUGUCCCAUGUCCUUGGCCUCCAACCUUCUUUCAUUCAUUCCUUGGUGGACAUUCAGGACGGCGAUUCUGACGCCGCCGCCGUUCGCGCCUGUGCCCUUUCCUACUUGGAGAAGGUGGUGUCAGCCUUGGAGACAACCCCCCCGCAGAUCAAGCGUCGCAUGGCCCAGUUCAGCGACGACCCUUCCUCCGGUGCAUUUAUUCCCCUCAGCCGGCCGUCGUUAUUGCAGUAUUCAAGAUACCUCGCGCAGCUCCUUCUGUUCGCUCUGCGCGUUCUCGAAUUGCCAGACGAGCCCUACCACGUACCCUUGACUGAAUACCAGCGGGUUGCGUGCCGAAGUCUGGCUGACGCGCUAGCCGGUCUGCUCUCAGAUACUAGUUUACAGACUCUCGUACAUGACGUCUUAUAUUCCCUCGUCGCCCAUUCGUCACCCAGUUCAACAAUCGACAGAUAUUUCUCUCCAAUCACUCGCUUCCAGGUCCUCAGCGCGGUCGCGACCGACGGCGACUUCAUCAAAACGAAUGACAUUCGCAGACUCAACGCGCAGUUAAUCUACAUCAUGCGCGCAACUAUGUUCACCGAGAUCCUGUCUCGCAUUCAAUCGCAAGACAGCAACUUCUAUCCAGUCUAUACUCAACUUCGUACGUACCUCAUCUCCGACGCCGAGACACCGUAUGCGUAUUCUGCUGCGCUCGCUGGUAUCCUACACGCAAUGGAGAAUCAGGACGACAGCAUGGCCCGCGUCCAGUUUAAGGAUGUCGAGUGUACCACCAUCCUGCACGAGGAUAUCGAGUUCACCCAUAGCUCCAUUGCGUCCGUCGUCAGAGGCGCCAUGGCCGAGUUUGACGCAAUCUUGUCGUCCAAGCUUUUGUGUGGCAUUCCGCAAGACGACCCUGCUUUCACUCUACCCGAGCUCAUCUCCUCGAUAUACGAUCAACCGCGAAACUUCGAUGCAGACUUCAAUUUCUUCGAUGAUCCUCGUAAUAAGAUGGGCGACGUUCAGCAUGCUCUUCUUCGCCUCAUCUUAAACAACUCUGACUUGGCGGGAUCCUUCCACUAUGUCCACGGCGACCAAGUUGUGUGGAAGUCCCUUCGCUGCCAGCAGUUCUUGCGCGACGCGUAUGAGGCCGAGCAGCGCCUCUGCACGAUGAUACACCUCUCGUAUGGCCAGCCCGCCCGUGGCGAGGAGCUGGCAACCGUCACCGUCCGCAACAUUCGGGGUGGUUCUGCUCGCAACCUCUACGUCAUGCAUGGCUUCCUCGUCAUCCUCACAGGGUAUUGGAAGUGCGCAGAUCAGACUGGCCGCGACAAGAUCAUCGUUCGCGUGCCAGCUCCCGAAGUUGCUCAACGACUCCUCUUCUAUCUCGCCUUCGUACGCCCCGUCCAGAUCGCUUUCGCAAAGGUGUUCUACGACGAAGCAGUCGUGCAACGCUUCACGCAUUACCUCUUUCCUGGCCUUCAUAGGCCCCUAGGUGGGCAGGAUGUAUCUGCGUGCCUCCGCGCUGACACCGCCAUGUACCUGCGCUGCGAGAUUGGCCUGCGCGACCACAGACAGCUUGUGUCUGCGCUCAGCCGGUAUGCUCGUCCCGUUGAUUAUUCAGACGACACAACGCACCCGUACGAGCUCCAGCGUGGUCACAGGAGGCGUGUUUACGAUUCGCAUUAUGGAAUCAGCAACGGCAUGCUCCCCGGCGAGGAUCCCCAGCGCGUCAUAGCCCAAAUUUGUGCCAGUACCUAUUUCCAUUUCGAGAUCGGUAUGGGCAAGAAGUAUGACCCCAACGGCAAGGGUAGCUACACAAUCGUUCCCGCCGCUGAUGCGCCAACCGCUUCGGCUGCUCCAGCCAUCGAUCCCGAGGCCUUUGCAGACCAAAUCGCCGCCCGACUCCUUCCAUACCUCGGACGGCACCUUCCUGGCCCCAUAACGUCUGGCGUCCUGCCCACGCUCGAGCGGUCCAUGCAUCGCAUCGCUGCUGUAUUGACUCUGGAUCAUCGGCCGAGCGCUGUAACUGUCACUCCAGCAUCAACAAGUCAGUACGCGGUUACCUCUGGGGUUCUCAAAGCGCUGCGCGACUUUCUCAAGGAUAACACUGCGUCGUUCAGCUCACCACUGCAAGGUCAGGCGCUCGUGGCUUAUCUCAGUCGCAAGGUCAACAUGCUCGUCUGUCUCCCUACCGGCCAUGGCAAGUCGUUGCUCUUCUUCCUUCCAGCGAAGAUGUACGAGUCCGAGCGGACCACCGUCGUCAUCGUCCCUCUUCUAUCUCUCCACGCAGACUUUACUCGGCGCGCCGGGGAGCAUGGCAUCCGAACCCGCCGAUGGCAGCCAAGUGACACCCUGGAGUCCUGUUUUGUUCCACUCGUGUUGGUAUCGCCUGAGCACUUGAACACCAAACCUUUCGUCGACUUCAUCAACCAGCUGCAUCAAAAUCAGCGUCUGCUCCGUCUCGUCUUCGACGAAGCACAUCUCAUGAUCACUCAAGCGUCCUUCCGCGAGUGUUUUGACGACAUGCGUCACCUUCGUGAGGUCGGUGUCCCAUUCAUCCUGCUAACUGCCACUCUCGCCCCCCACCUGGAAACCCCGCUCUUCCAUAAGCUGAACGUUAGUGAUAUCGUCGUGUUCCGUCUCCCCUCAGUUCGUCCAGAAAUCAGCAUUCAAUUGAAAUCGUUUCGCACCAAGGCGGCCAUGAACGACGCUUUCAUUCCCGAGGUCAAGGACAGCAUUCUGCGUCUGGAGCCACAUGAACGUGGUCUCAUAUUUUGCAAGACUGUCGCCGAGGUAGAGAUAGUGGCGCGACAACUGGGCGUCGACGCCUUUCACUCCAAGCUCGAGCCCGACACCAAGACCAUGCUCCUGCGCCAGUUUGUCCGAGGCGACCUUCAAGUUCUUGUCUCCACUAGCGUCCUCGGUGAAGGCCUCGAUCUCUCCUCCAUCCGUUUCGUAUUCCACUGGGGUCUUCCGCGCGACCCCUCAAGCUAUUACCAAGAAUCUGGGCGCAUGUGCAGGGAUCGUCGAUUUGGCACUUCCGCUGUAUACUUCCUGCAAUCCGAGCAAGUCCGCGUUGCUGAUCCUGACACGAUCGGCGCUGGGGUCAUCAAAACCUGGUGUAACGAAGAUGACAUCUGCCGUCGAAUCCGUCUCGCUGAAUUCCUCGACGGCGCGCCGACCCAAUGUAGCGUACUCAUUAAUCCUAACUUGUGCGACGUCUGCGCUCGCGAGAUGGAUAAUCCCAACCCACCUCCCCUCGCCAUGUUCCCUGAUCCUAUCGUUGCCCCUCACGACUUUUCCAACGUCGACUUCCCAGAUGUCCCUCUGCCACAGUCUCCGACUUUCGAGAUUACUCACGAGGAUCUUCCUGACGCGUACAAUUUCCUUGCACCGGAGGCUCCUUCCGUCCUGCCCACUUUCCAUUCGCCUACCAACCAGCUCGAUGACCAGAUUUCCCCAUCUCCCUCACCUCGUGGCGUCGUACAACGUCGCGCCGUUCAAGAGGAACAGUCGCUCCGUGGUGAUAUUGGCAUAACACCUCACGAUGAACUACUCACCGUGCCUGCUCCUCCCAGAGACCCUGCCCCGCGCACUCCUCAUGCCAAAUCACGCGACGACAUGCAAAUGGUUCUAGUCCCUGAGUACAUCUCGAAGUCGCGCCUCACGUCGAGCUUAGUCCCACUCCGCCGGUCUCGCGACGAUUACGGUGGCGAUGUGCACGAGUUUGAGCGAUCACCGUCUCCUGGUUUCGAGGACCGAAUGAUGUCUCACACUGUGUGGCAACCCUUUGGGGAUUUUACCCACUUGCCGACACCUACCACCACCAAGCGGCGGCGUGUCCACUUUGACCAAACGCCUGCUCCUUCGCCUGUUAUUUCUCCUACCCAGUCUUUCGUCGACCGUGCUCGGCCUAACGCGCGCCAUUCCACCCGUCAAUCACCGCCAAUGCUGACCGCACGGUCAUUCAAUUCGUUAGCUACGCCCGGCUCGUCCUCCAGCGCAUCGCGUGGAUCAGCGACAACAAGGACGCCGUCCCUACCGUCAACGUCCUUGCCGUCUCAGGUCUCCGGUCGCCCUUCGAUGCGUCCCUCAGCUCCCACUAUCCGGUACUCGUCUGCCUCAUAUAAUGCCCCUUCCACUUCACGCCGUCCUCUCGAACCUUCCCUCACCCGGCGACAACUCCCUGGCGUUGAAACCAGUGGACUCGACGAUUCGUCGAACUCCGUUGGUACGAGAGUCACGUUGGAUUCAAUGCGAGCGACAGCCGAGCAGGACGUACUGAAGUCAAUUGCCCGCAACGUUGACGAUGUGUUGUCCCAUUUCCUCUUCAACAAGUGCUCCAAAUGCGCGGUUCGGGCUCUCCCGUACGACCACGCCAGCACCUCGUGCCCCGACCGCCUUUGCUCGGCAACUGAUACCGUAUGGCAGAAGUUCAAGGAGCAGUUUCUGGCGCAGCGCAAUAAGGCUACACACUUCGGGUGGCAUGGGCCGGGGUCCCCCACCGAUUGCGAGUUCUUCGACAUCAUCAAGCCUGCCCUCUACGUCGUCUUUGCCGACCGCAAUUGUCGUAGGCUCUACAGCAAGGACCACGGACAUGAACUGCCUCAAACAGUAGAAACUUUCAUGUCGUGGUUGGCACAGACCGAGGACAAGUUGGGCAACCAAAUCCGCCUCUUCCACUGGAUUUGCACUGCCCGUGGUCUGAUCACGAAUUUUGUCGGUCACAUGGUUUAUGUUCGUUUGCACGAGUCCUCGCAGCCACUUUCGGCGCCCUUGCGCGUUUCUCCACUCGUAUACAUAUACAUCCUCUCCAUGCAGUCCACCACCCCUGUCGUACGGUCUCAAACUGGGCGUUUAGAUAACAUUUGGUACUUCACCGACGCGAUCUGUGCCGCUCGCCUGGACGACACGCGCUGGAUCUCAACCCCGAAUGCGGAGUGGAUCCCCGCAAUUUCGACCGACAAGGUCGAGGUCCGUGGACGUCGAGAUGGUUGGUACGGAUCCGCGGAUCCUCAUCGUUGGCCACAACUUUUCGACUCGAAAUUCACACACCUCUGUAUACUCCCUGACCCAUUCUACCCCGGGUCCUCUGAGAUGCCUGCGUCUGUUAUGGACAACGUCAUGUCCGACCACUAUCGUUUCACAAGCACGGUCGGUGAGAAUGACGAACGCCUCGUCGUCGUUCACUACGAUCGAUCUCCGAUCCUAGCCCGUGAUCUCGAGGACCUGAAGAACCAGAUGGAGGUGUUCAUCCGGGAGGAUGCGGCGACGUCGGACUUCACUGGCGGCAUCCCCCCUAAUAUACACGCACCUUUGAAGAACUACGUGCUUUCGGCGUUCGACGCGGUCGAGCGUAUGAAGAGCGUUCCCAUGACCUUGCAACAAUUCGUCUGGGAGAAUCGAGAGUACCAGCGAUACUACUCCGAGGCCACCGCGUACAUGGAGUUUGCGAGGACAUUCACGCAUCGUAUGGUGGACGCGAGGCGUCAUUCGGCCGACACUCGUCUCAUGGGGGCGAUUUCCGAUGACCCCGUCAUCGUUCAACGACUAUUCCGUGCUGGCAUCCCGGUGUGGUUCAUUCGUCCCUAUCGGCACCUCCUCCCGGAGUUGAAGAUCACAGACGUUGUCGACCUCGUGCAACCGGAGGAACGGCAAGUCACCUUGCAGGAGUACGAUCCCUCAUACCCCACCUAUUAUUCUGGUCCUCCCGGUCGUGUGCACCUCACGGCUACCCACCUGUUUGGGAGGUUCCAAUACACUCCCGGCAUACCGGAUGCUCCGCCGCUCCUCCCACAAGCUGCGUCCGGUUCUGGUUCGAGGCGGCGGCCACUGAGCCCUGAUCCGGAGACGGCGACUUCCCUUACACCUCCGAAGAAAGGCAAGUCGUCUCACACCGCGCCGCCCCCAACAGAUGCCAAACACACUCCUCCGAAGGCGAAGGCAGGGCGCGACCACUUUGUCGAUCCAGAGCAUCCGUUGAUACCGCCUCCCAUAUCCCAGUGGGCGAACACUCUUACACGCGUCCAGAACGAUCCUACACGUUUGCAGAGGGAUCGUAUUCCCGGGGGCUACUAUUGCCCAAACCCAGCUUCGUUCGCCACCGCCAGUAGCCUCACCCGUUUCCUCGAGACUUGGCUCACGAUCCGUCCGGCUUGGCUCGCUCACAUGAAGAAGGUCGUGUACACUGCAGCUGUGGUGCCUUUCAACAAACAGGUAUGGAACGCACUGCUCGUCAUGACUGAUGAACAGCGCCGUUCUGCUGCGUCGCAGCAUGAUGCCACAUCGAAAUUGAGUGCCUCCGCAAAGGCCCGUAUGGAAGCCAUGAGCGCGUUUGGUCAGUUCUUCCCCACUUCCGACUUCCGCACGCCGUCCUCCGUCAGAUGGCACGAAUUCUCCGUCGCCACUCCCAUACGCAACCCGGCACCCAGCUUCGUGCGUCAAGUGGUUUGGGAGCUCUACGAGCUAUCAUUUCGACUGGAGUUAUCCGCGGUCGACUUCAAGCUCUCCGGGAUGGCGUCCAAACCGCCUGUUCUUCGCAAUGACCGUCUUGCGCUCCUCUCCGCUUGCUUCGCCGAUCGCCAGCUCGUUCCAACGCAUUAUCCUCAAAGUAACGUGGGCCUUGCGUCGCUGCAUCGCCAAAACCUCGCCGUGUUUGUGGAGUGCCUUCGACGUGUUGUGUUGCAUUGGCCAAACUCCCACUCUAUGCAGCGGCACCUCCGUCCCGAAGAUCAUCCUCAACUCGUCGUCGAGAUUGAGCACGACGUAGUUUCCUUUUAUUGCCAGACGUUUUACGACGUCACCGGGCGUGCGGCUGUCGUUCCCCACCGCCUCCCGUCCGCCUGA